AUGGGUUCCUCAACCUCGACAACGAAGCAGUUUCUCGAAGGACUGGCACCAUUUCAGCGACGCGCCGUCAGAAAGCUCGAGCUCCAUCUUCUCGCAAGUGUGACGGAAGCGUGGUCGCUGAGGUCGAUAUUAAGAUUGAUAGCUGACGUCUCCGACUCGACCGAUCAACAAACGUUUGUGCCAGACAGCUGGGACGGAGCAUUCGAUAAAGGGUAUUCGGUAUCGCAGAAGGCAUAUGGCACAAGUGUCUCCGGUGGGAGCGACCUUCGAGAGUUGAACAUCUUCAUCACCACAAGAGACCUGCUCCUAGCACAAGCAGACUCUUUAGUCGGACUGCUGCACAUUCUGACGGUUCCUCCUGCGGCGCAAGCUUAUGCGAAGCCUCGUACACCGUUCGCAUGCACAGCAUCAUGGGUUUCCGAGGGCCUUGCUUAUCUCGGAUCGCUUCGAAGAUUGAGUAUUGUUAUCGAAGCCAGUGUCUCUGUUGCGAACCAACUGACCGGUGACGACAAAAUCGGCUUCUCGAACUUUGUCAGAUCGGUGUUACCGAGGGCCAUCGUGGAAGUGAAGUGGAUCACGCAGAAGAACAUGAUCCUUUCCCCGGACGAUGAUGAGUGGGUCUCCUUCCUUUGGGAUGACGACUUGAUGGCCUCUGACGCAGGACAGGGCUCGCUCAAUGAGAACCACGAGGGCACAGAGAUGAACAGGAAAGUUGGAUGGUCCAGUUGGGGAAGUAUCCAGCAGUGA
Messenger RNA from Cladophialophora carrionii CBS 160.54, 747 nucleotides. RefSeq lists its product as uncharacterized. The record is from RefSeq and is a predicted model, not a curated record. The coding region runs from base 1 to 747 and encodes 248 amino acids. NCBI's taxonomy places the organism in Eukaryota, Fungi, Ascomycota, Eurotiomycetes, Chaetothyriales, Herpotrichiellaceae. The transcript has a single exon.